Radiomyces spectabilis is the source of this 1785-nucleotide messenger RNA. RefSeq lists its product as uncharacterized. The transcript has 10 exons. Gene Ontology annotation, biological process: SNARE complex assembly. The coding region runs from base 187 to 1737 and encodes 516 amino acids. NCBI's taxonomy places the organism in Eukaryota, Fungi, Mucoromycota, Mucoromycetes, Mucorales, Radiomycetaceae. Gene Ontology annotation, molecular function: SNARE binding. Gene Ontology annotation, cellular component: lytic vacuole; endosome. The record is from RefSeq and is a predicted model, not a curated record.
AUCCAACUGCCAUGAUGAACCCGGUCUUUUGGAUGCUUAUGUGACACUGCAUUUAUACGCGGACAGUCCCCCUUUUUACACCUCCGAAAUUAUUCCUAAUACCGUCAAUCCUACGUUUCGUGCUGUCGAUAUUUCACAAUGCAUUGACUGGUACGAUGCAGUUCAAACCGACGUGGUGGCCCGAUUAUGGGCUCGAUUAUCGGUACCCGAAUCCGCGGCCAUGGCAGGCCAAACCGGCCGUUUACAUCAGCAUUCACCUCUGCAAUCGCAAGAAGAGUACCACAUACUAAUCGAAUGGCAAAUCGAACUGAAUGCAUUAGCUUACCUUGGGAAAAAUCCGAUACGCAUUACCUGUAUCCAUCAAAUACCCUCAUCUUGGAACUAGAUGAUGGCUUUUACACUGCUCCAGAUAUUGUGAUGAAGUGCAAGCGCAGCAGUACCGCACUGGACCUUGCUCUGGAAUCAGAAACAGCCAGCGUGGAUACAGAACACUCCAUUUCUCGGGCGAAAAAGUCUUAUACUUAUCAUCACAUCAUGAAAUUAAAUACACUUAAAGAUUGCAUCUUUGAUACCCAAAAGUCGACAGACGAAAUACAGCAUACUAUUAAUGAUAUUCUUGAAACAGACCGUGAACGAUUUCGCUUGGGGCGAGAACGAAGGCAGCGACAAACCAAACUGAAAGAGUUGCAAGCACUGGUGGAAUCGGAACACAAAGAGUUGGCCCAAGAAAAACAGCAUGUGGCGGAAUUACGGAAGCGGAUCAGAGUUCAUCAUCAGCUUUUGAAAGAGGGUAUACAACGGCACGAUGCUGGCGCAGAGUAUCUGCAGGAAAAUGAAGUGGUAUUGGAAGGCAAUGUCAAGAUGCAUCAGAAGCUAUUUCACAUGCUGGAUCGUCGAAAGAAGGAACUUAUUGCCGACUUGUUUUCGAUCUAUCCUAUUGAACAGUUUUGCAUCCGUGGUGUCCAUCUCCCCAACUCGGUGUAUACUGGAUGUGAUGAGGAAUCCAUUGCCAUUGCUUUGGGAUUCACGGCUCAUCUGGUUUCCAUGCUUGCAUACUAUCUGGCCAUUCCGCUUCGGUAUCCCAUCACCCCCAUGGGUUCCCGUGCUACCAUUGAUGAUCCGGUGUCCCUCAUUGGCAGCUCAAAAACGUUUCCUCUUUAUUCCAAAGGUGUCGACCGAUAUCGGUUUGAAUUUGGAGUAUUUUUGUUGAACAAGGAUAUUGAACAGUUAAUGAAUGCUUAUGGCCUUAUUGUCAUGGAUCUCCGCCAUACAUUGCCUAAUAUACAUUAUUUUAUCCAAGCUGUGCUGACGACGUCGAUUCACUCGGGUCCCAGCUCCAUUUCCGUCCUUUCCAUUUCCACCUACGCCAACGGCGACAGUAAUGAUCCUCACUCACCGUUAUCGAUGAAAAGGCCAACGUCACGUCAUUUCGACGAUUACGCAUUACCGUGCGAUCAAGUAAACCAUCUCACAUUGCAACCGACCGUUCACCAACCCGUACCUCAACCUUCUCCUUCCGUAUCCAUGACUCCUACCAUUUCGCAAUCUCCCAAACUGUCGGGUUCUUUCAAUGCCAAUGCUUUUCUCAGUAUGACCCAACCGAUGGCUGCGCCGGCCAUCUUGGAUACGGUGACCACGUCCAGCUGUAAAUUCAAAUCCAAGCAUGGCCAAACCAUUCACGACACACCACGACCUCACGUAGAAGAUUUUGGGCAGUCUGACCGAUCUAUAUCCUGACGCUGAACCAUUUUUUUACAUAAAGACUAACUUUUUGAAAGAUUUUGG